ACGUCGAUCCAGUUCGGCCGAGAGCAGUGACGAGUGAGGAUCGGCACGGCCGAAAGCUGCCCCAGCGCAAAUCGGACGAUUGUCGACUCUCGCAUUAUCAGGCUCAUCGAGCGCCAGCAACCCGCGCUCCUUCGCAUCUUCGCAGACGCUAACACCAGCUGCGGCGUACGGUCACCAUGUCGGAGGGAUAUGUGCGAACGCGCAACUACAAGAGCGAGAAGCAUGGCAAGGUGGCCUCUUUGGCCGAUCGGCUGUUCUACACGACCAAGGAAUCCGUCGUCAAUCGGGGAUGGGGUCCCCUCGUGCUCCUAGCUCGGACGACGAUCGUCGCUCUGAUGGAGAAGAUCACCUACGGACAGCUCAGAGUGCUCACGCCCGACGGCAUCUUCACUUUCGGUAACCCGAUCAUUGCCGAUCCUUCCUACUCUUCCUCGACGCAUGCUCUGCCCGGGGGAACGAAGAAAGAGCUCAAGGCAGAGCUCCGAGUCGUCAAUGACGCUUUUUGGGUCCGCAUGCUGAUCUUGAGCGAUCUCGGUUUCGCCGAAGCUUAUAUGGUCGGCGAUGUCGAAGUGGACGAUCUUGACGCUCUCUUCAAGAUGUUCAUCCUCAAUCGUCAAAACUUGUCCGAGAUGUCAAUGACGACUUCCAAGAUCUUCUCCAGUCUUAACUACCUCAUGAACUCACGCUUCGUCAACUCGGUCUCCAAUUCGAUCUCCAAUAUUUCAGCACAUUACGACCUCGCGCCUGCUUUGUUCCAAUCUUUCUUGUCACCUGACAUGACGUAUUCCUGUGCCAUAUUCUCAGAAGCCGAAGGUGGUCUCGAAGGCGAUCUCGCCCAGUUUCCUCGUCUCUCGGCUGCCGUAGGCGACGUGGUCAAGCAGGUGGCAGCUCAGCAACAAGCAGGCGAUCAAGUCGAUACGCCUGAGCUCGAAGCCGCUCAGCGAAGGAAGCUACAGACCAUCAUCGAGAAAGCCCGCAUCGGCAAGGGUGAUCGCGUACUCGAGAUUGGUAGCGGCUGGGGCUCUUUCGCCAUGCAGGCUGUACAAACGACUGGCUGUACGGUUGACACCCUGACUCUCUCUGUAGAACAGCAAGAGAUUGCGGAAGCACGGAUUGCUGAAGCAGGCCUGACGGCUUCCAUCCGCGUCCACCUGAUGGACUAUCGCAAUAUACCCGACGAAUUCGUUCACGCUUUUGAUCGUGUCGUCAGUAUCGAGAUGCUCGAAGCGGUCGGCAUCGAUUUCCUCGAUUCCUACUUUGCCAUUGUCGACAAGGCGCUCAAGCCUGAUCGUGGUCUCGGCGUCUUCCAAGUAAUCACUGUGCCCGAGGGGCGCUUUGAAGCCUAUAGAAAGAGCGUCGACUUUAUUCAGAAAUGGGUCUUCCCUGGCGGGAUCUGUCCUUCGCUCACUUCACUCUUCACGGCCAUCAAUAAGGGAUCUCAAGGUCGGCUGCUCGUCGAGACUGUCGAGAAUAUCGGUCCUCACUAUGCUCGCACUCUGCGAGAAUGGCGGAGACGGUUCGAGGCUCGAUUUGAGUCGCAUAUCGUACCCAGCUUACGAGAGACGUAUCCCGAACUCAAGUCGCGAAAGCAACUGGAAGUGUUCCGACGGAAAUGGUCCUACUACUUUUGCUACUGCGAGACCGGAUUCUCAAUGCGCUCGUUGGGCGACCAUAUCAUUACGAUCACUCGCGAGGGCAAUCUAUCACUGUACUGAACACGCUCCGUUUGCCCGCUAUAGACAUGACGAUCGUCACCCCGGCUCGUCCGAAUCAGAUACCAAGCUCUCGCAAAGGCAUGAUAAGCAGUGUACAACAGAUGCGCAUAUUGCAUAUCAUGGCUCAACCAGCACGACGU
Mixia osmundae IAM 14324 is the source of this 1855-nucleotide messenger RNA. RefSeq lists its product as uncharacterized. The coding region runs from base 177 to 1715 and encodes 512 amino acids. Gene Ontology annotation, biological process: lipid biosynthetic process. The transcript has 5 exons. NCBI's taxonomy places the organism in Eukaryota, Fungi, Basidiomycota, Mixiomycetes, Mixiales, Mixiaceae. The record is from RefSeq and is a predicted model, not a curated record.